AUGAAAGGCGUUCCUCCAGACAGAUUACCAGCUGAAGGCUUGUUGUCCCGAGAUAAAGAUGCCGUAACUUGUUGUCAAGAAGAGUGUAUUAACAGACUUGGAAAAACUUUACAAAUAGAACAGGAAAAUUAUUUGUUGCGGCACCCUGAGGUAACAGCAAUGCUUGAAAUAUUUAUUAGCAACAUGGUGGAGAAAAAUAAGAGAAAGGGCAUUUUAAAAGAGGCAGCAGAAUAUUUUACCAGAUCGACUGAAGAAAUCGAACAAGAAAUAAAUGAACGACUUUAUUUGUCCCGGAGUCCGAAAGAACAGGCCACAAAUAAUUUUGAGGGCUACUCCAAUACACCUUUAUACACGGAUAAAGAGUUAAAAGAUGAUAUAAGAGCGCUUAUAAAUAUUCACUACCAAACUGAACCUCCGAGAUAUCCUUCUCCGUCUGCCUCAACAAUUAAUACGGAGUCAUCAUCAUUUUUGUCCAUUAGAACAUCAGAAACUACAUUGUCUACACCAGAACCUGUACCAACUCCAGUGCCAACUGUGUCCGAAACCCUAUUUAGUUUGGUAUCUAACACUGUCGAUAAGGCAAUAUUUCUUCGAUAUGAUGAUAGUGACUUGAACUAUGACACAGCUUAUAUCGAAUUAAGGAAAGCUGUCGAACGAGCCAUGGACAUUCCUGUAACUGAUGUUAAGAAAGAUAUUGCAGAUCUAUUUAAAGAAGCUUACGAAUUGUUCGAGUUUAAAAUAAUGGAAAAGGAGCGAAUUCGUAAUUACAUAAUA
This is a messenger RNA of Brenthis ino (lesser marbled fritillary), 774 nucleotides long. NCBI's taxonomy places the organism in Eukaryota, Metazoa, Arthropoda, Insecta, Lepidoptera, Nymphalidae. The record is from the annotation of a GenBank genome assembly.